Molecule: messenger RNA, 2474 nt
Organism: Limanda limanda (common dab)
Lineage: Eukaryota; Metazoa; Chordata; Actinopteri; Pleuronectiformes; Pleuronectidae
Product: protein GPR108
Exons: 12
Coding region: 99-1349 (416 amino acids)
Biological process (GO): transport
Cellular component (GO): Golgi apparatus; membrane
Source: RefSeq, a predicted model, not a curated record
AGGAAACUGCAGAGGAAAUUGCGGAUAAACCAAAGGAAACUGCAGAUAAACCAGCUGUACCUGCAAAGACACAAGAUGACAAGACAGCCCAGGACAAAAUGGACAAGGCUGCGGAUCAGGAGAAGGCAGAGCAAACAGACUUGAAAGCACCAGAAGAAGCUCCAAAAGAGGAAGACAAUGGAGUCGAUCUGGGGAAGACCAAGCUCCUGACUUUAGCUUUGGACAAAAUCAACGGCUCCUAUAACUUCAGUUUCCACAUGGUGAUCGGCCCGCUGGCGCAGGGGCUCUACAGCCUCAAGUUCCACUACUGCCAGAACAAGAUGCCUGGGUUCAAACUGCCCUACUCAUUCACUGUGGAAGUGAAGGAGAAGAACCUCGGCGGCUACCUGUCUGCAGCAGAGAUCCCCUUGUCCCGUCUGUACAUCUGUAUGGCUGGAGUGUUCUUCACCGCUGCCUUGGUCUGGGUGUACACGCUCAUGAAGCACAGGUACAGCGUGUUUAAGAUCCACUGGCUGAUGGCAGCACUGGCCUUCACCAAGGCCACGUCACUGGUUUUCCACAGUAUCAACUUUUACUUCAUCAACACCGAGGGGCAUCCAAUCGAAGGCUGGGCCGUCAUGUAUUACAUCACACAUCUGCUCAAGGGGGCUCUCCUCUUCAUCACCCUGGCUCUGAUCGGCACCGGCUGGGCCUUCGUGAAAUACAUCCUGUCCGACAAGGAGAAGAAGAUCUUCAUGAUCGUCAUCCCCCUGCAGGUUCUGGCUAACGUUGCCUACAUCAUCAUCGAGUCCACGGAGGAAGGCUCCAGUGAAUACUACCUGUGGAAGGAGAUCCUCUUCCUUGUGGACCUCAUCUGCUGUGGAGCCAUUCUCUUCCCCGUUGUCUGGUCGAUCCGUCAUCUCCAGGAAGCUUCCAGCAUCGAUGGCAAAGGUACGAGACUCGAUCGUCAUCAGUCAUCAGGUUUUAUGUCGAGCUGGUCAUUUACUUCUUUCCCUUCUUUUUCAGCUGCCAUGAAUUUGGAGAAGCUCAAGCUCUUCCGGCAUUACUAUGUGAUGAUCGUGUGUUACAUCUACUUCACGAGGAUCAUAGCCAUUCUGCUCAAGGUCACCAUGCCCUUCCAGUGGCAGUGGUGCUACGAGUUUCUGGUAGAAGUGUCCACUCUGAUCUUCUUUGUGUUGACGGGCUACAAGUUCCGACCGGCGUCCAACAACCCGUACCUGCAGCUUCCCCAGGACGAGGAGGACAACGAGGUGGAUGAAGUAGUGACUGAGUCCGGGGCUCUGGAGGGGAUUUCCAACGUGAAGAAGACGUCGAACGGGCGCGAGCGCCAGAGGGAGUCGACCUUGUGAGCGGGACGCCGCAUCUGUUGGAUGGACCCACAGAACACAUCCCCCCCCGAGCCAGCCUGGUUUGACGGGAUGCUCAUGGACCAAGGCGCUCCACCCGCGCUGACAGCUAUCACUUUGAAACCCCUGCGGUGUGGCAAGAGUUUUUAAAAAGAAUCAGAGGGGCCGUGCUUCCAGAGAGGAGACGCGUCCACCGUCUGGCUAUGCAAAGAAAAAAAGAAAAAUCAUACAAAACAAACAAAAAAAGACUUAACUCUCUGACGGGUUUCAUGAGGCGACGAGCUCCUGCCACAUGAGGAGACAUGGAAAUGAGCUGUGAUGUUCUUUACUGUUUCCAUCUCUCUUUCUCGCCUUUCUCUCUGUAUCCCUUCUCCUAAUCCCCCUUUCUCUAUCACUCCCCAAAGAUAAUUAUCAUUUUAGAGAGAGACUUGCUUUCAGGUGUGUUUGUAUUGGCUAUUUAAACGGUACUUUACCUGUUUGUGUGUGCUGUGAGGUCACGUGUGUGAAUGCGAGACGACGCAGGAUUUGAACACGACCAUUCUUAUUGGAGACGAUAGCCCGAAACUCAGGUCACAGGCUAAUCAGUAUAUCGUUAAACAUCGUGUUCCCUCACGCAUCCAGGACUCAGUAAUGUCCCAUCGAUUAUUACACAGCUUCUCCACCACCCACUACAGUGUGUUACGUUUUUAUAUAUUUGAUUUGUAUAUUGAAAUAUAUAUUGAAGUAAGAUGUUGUAUAUUUCAAUAUAUGGACUUAUUUGCAUAUUGACAGGUUCUGUUUCAGUAUUAUUGUUUCUGCUGGCGAGGUGCGAGUCCGUCACGUGGACGCUGCUGUAGAUUAGUGCUUUAGUGGUCGAGGUCGACUCGACGUGUGGACCUUGGAUCAGUUUCUUAACCAACCAGAGCAGCGGCCCUUCCUCUGUUCAACCACAGCCUUGUUUUAUUUCCUGUCUGUGCCGAUCUGGGCAGGGAGGGGACCUAACUGAUCACUUUUGAUUUCAUCUGCUUUUGGUUUUUACCCUUCUUUUCUUUCUUCUUUUUUUUUCUGCUCUUGAUGUGAAGCUUGUUUUAUUAAUUAUUGACGACUUAUUGGUUCGUGAAAGAUCAGAAAACGUGUGCAGCCCUGGGA